GACAGCCGUACGAUAACUAACCACCAGGUCCGCCAUCGAGACAAUCCGACACAAUGGCGAUCAAGCACAACCAGCAGAUCCAGAAGAACCAUUUCCACAAGGACUGGCAACGCUACGUCCGCGUGCACUUCGACCAGCCUGGCAAGAAGAAGUCCAGACGCAAUGCGCGUGUUGCCAAGGCUGCAAAGGUCGCCCCCAGGCCUGUUGACAAGCUGAGGCCCGUCGUUCGCUGCCCGACUGUCAAGUACAACCGCCGUGUCCGCCCCGGCCGUGGUUUCUCUCUCGUUGAGUUGAAGGCCGCCGGUAUCCCCCGCAAGUUCGCCCGCACCAUCGGUAUCUCGGUCGACCCUCGCCGCCAGAACCUCUCCGAGGAGGGCCUCAAGGCCAACGUCGAGCGCCUCCAAGAGUACAGGAAGCGUCUCAUCCUCUUCCCCCGCCGCAACGGCAAGACCAAGCAGGGUGAUGCUUCCGCCGAGGACGUCAAGGCCGCUAAGAGCGCUGACAACCUCGUCCGCACCACCUCCGCUGCCCUGCCCAUCAAGAACGUCGUCGAAUUCGAGGAGGGCCCCAUUGGCAACUACGAGGCUACCGAGAACGCCUACAGGAAGCUCCGUGACGCCCGCUCUGAGGCCCGCCUCGUCGGUGUCCGGGAGAAGCGCGCCAAGGCCAAGCUGAGAGCUGACUCCAGAGAAUAA
Molecule: messenger RNA, 695 nt
Organism: Pyrenophora tritici-repentis Pt-1C-BFP
Lineage: Eukaryota; Fungi; Ascomycota; Dothideomycetes; Pleosporales; Pleosporaceae
Product: 60S ribosomal protein eL13
Biological process (GO): translation
Cellular component (GO): cytosolic large ribosomal subunit; ribosome
Molecular function (GO): structural constituent of ribosome; RNA binding
Source: RefSeq, a predicted model, not a curated record